GCUGGGAAUCUCCGUGCAUUUGGGCUGCCUGAGCAGCAAUCCGUGCAUCUGCUCUCUCAGAGAGCCAGGAUCUGAAACAGAAUCUAGACCCUUCAGCGGUUCAGACCGCAGGUUCCAGACCUUGCCUGAAGACGCCAGCUGCUGAUGGGCUGGGGCAUGGCCAGGUUCCAGCGCCAGGGACUGUGGGCCCUUGUGCUGGCUCUCCUGCUGGGGGCCUGCUGGGCCCACCCCAUCCCAGACUCCAGCCCCCUCCUCCAAUUUGGGAACCAAGUCCGGCAGCGCUACCUCUACACCGACGAUGCCCAGGAGACAGAGGUCCAUCUGGAGAUCAGGGCUGAUGGCACAGUCGGGGGGUCCGCCCACCAGAGUCCCGAGAGUCUCUUGGAGCUCAAAGCCCUAAAGCCAGGUGUCAUUCAAAUCUUGGGAGUCAAGACGUCCAGGUUCCUGUGCCAGAGGCCAGAUGGGACCCUGUACGGAUCGCUCCAUUUCGACGCUGUGGCCUGCAGCUUCCGGGAGCUGCUGCUGGAGGAUGGGUACAACAUUUACGAGUCCGAGGCCCGAGGCCUCCCGCUCCGCCCGCCCACCCGCAACUCCCCAUCCUGGGACGUACACCACUGGGGCCCCGCGCGCUUCCUGCCGCUGCCAGGCCCGCCCCUAGAGCUGCCGGAGCCCCCGAGGGUCCUGGCCCGUAAACCCCCCGAUGUGAGCUCCUCGGACCCCCUGAGCAUGGUGUGGUCUUCGCAGGGCGAAAGCCCCAGCUUCGCUUCCUGA
Molecule: messenger RNA, 771 nt
Organism: Pteronotus mesoamericanus
Lineage: Eukaryota; Metazoa; Chordata; Mammalia; Chiroptera; Mormoopidae
Gene: FGF21
Product: fibroblast growth factor 21
Exons: 3
Coding region: 145-771 (208 amino acids)
Biological process (GO): cell differentiation; positive regulation of cell population proliferation; animal organ morphogenesis
Cellular component (GO): cytoplasm
Molecular function (GO): growth factor activity; fibroblast growth factor receptor binding
Source: RefSeq, a predicted model, not a curated record